Molecule: messenger RNA, 2071 nt
Organism: Mercurialis annua (annual mercury)
Lineage: Eukaryota; Viridiplantae; Streptophyta; Magnoliopsida; Malpighiales; Euphorbiaceae
Product: increased DNA methylation 1-like
Exons: 1
Coding region: 266-1849 (527 amino acids)
Biological process (GO): negative regulation of DNA-templated transcription
Molecular function (GO): transcription corepressor activity; acyltransferase activity, transferring groups other than amino-acyl groups
Source: RefSeq, a predicted model, not a curated record
CAUUAAAAUAAGGCAUCCAAUAGGACUGUUGACUCCAUUCCAUUAGAUAAAUACCUCCCCGUCUUCAUAUAAAUACUUUUUCAUCUUUCCCUUUCAAUUUUUUGUUUGAAAUUAUCUUCCUCUUUCAUUGGAGUAGCGGCAGAAGGUUUAAUCUAAUUAGUGAUAACUACUUCAAUUAAUCUGUUAAACAAAACCCAUAAACUAUAAAAUUACGGCUGUUCUUCGUCUAUUGAUAAUCGAAUUAAAGAAUUGAUACAGUGCAAAUAUGAAGAAAAUAAAGAGAGUAGAUUUUCUGAGUUGCCAAACAGAAACGGAUCAAGAUCCUGUGUCUCUGAAGAGAAAAAGGGGAAGACCUAGGAAAUUAAAGAGUGAUUUGGAAGACGGACAAAUCAUCAAAGUACAAAGCCCAACCAGAAGAGGCAAGAAAAUACGUUUUUUAAAUCGAAACCCUAAUGCAAUCUUGUGUUGGUUGAUUGAGAAAAAUAUGGUACUAGAGGGAACAAAAGUGCAAUACCGUCUUCUUAAGAGAUCUACUAAUUUAACAGAAGGGAGGAUCACCCGUUACGGAAUUGAAUGCGAUUGUUGUCUGCAAAUUUUUGGCCUUUCAGAGUUCGAAGCGCAUGCUAAGAGCACUAGACAUAGGCCAGCUGCAAAUAUUAUAUUAGAAGAUGGCAGGUCAUUGACUGAUUGUCUGGCACAACUGGCAGAGACCGGCGAGGGUAUGACAAGCACAAGAAUUCCCGGGAGGAAGAAUCUUGAGAUAGAAAAGGUAAAACAGGGAAAUGAGAAUGCCAGCGACGGUAUAACAAGUACAAGAAUUCCGGUGAGGAAGAAUCCUGGGAGAAAAAAGGUGGGACGGGAAAACAAGGACGCCAGCGAUAGCAUCUGCUCCUUUUGUUAUGACGGAGGUGAUUUACUUAUAUGCGAUCAGUGUCCAUCAGUCUUCCAUAAAAAUUGCCUUGGCGUGGAGGAAAUUCCUGAGGAGAACUGGUCUUGUCCAUUUUGCUGUUGUAACAAUUGUGGCCAAAACAAAUUACUAAACAAUGAUGAUCAGCAAGAGGGUUUCAUUCUCAGUUGUGAUCAAUGCCCGCGUAAAUUUCAUGUAGCGUGUGCACGGAACAUAGGAGUAGUCAAGUUAGAACGGAAAAGUACAGAAGAUACUUGGUUUUGUAGCAAUAAGUGCGAAUUUGUAUUCUCAAGCCUCCAACAGCUUCUGAGAAAACCAAUUGCCUUAGGUGAAGACAAUCUCACUUGGACAUUGUUAAAGCCGAUGAAGCCAAAUCGCUUUGAUCUCGGGGUAUCAUCAGCGAAUAACCGAAAACUUAAUCUUUCACUUGAAGUGAUUCACAAGUGCUUUGAACCAGUUAAAGAAGCAUACACAGGACAAGAUCUUGUUGAAGACAUUGUUUUUAGUAGAGGAUCUAACCUUAGUCGCUUGAACUUCCGAGGAUUUUACACAGUAGUUCUAGAGAGGAACAACGAAUUAAUAACUGUUGCUAAUGUGCGCAUCUCUGGAAACAAGGUGGCUGAGAUACCACUCGUAGCCACCAAAUUUGGGUAUCGAAGACAAGGAAUGUGCAGAAUAUUAAUGAAUGAGCUCGAGAGGCAACUUACGAACUUACGAGUGGAGAAGUUAGUUCUACCUGCUGCAGAUAGCACGCUUGAGACAUGGACAAAAUCUUUCGGAUUCUCAGUCAUGACAGAUGGUGAUAAAAAAGCAAAUUCAGAUUAUCCUGUUCUGGUUUUCCAAGGUACAGUCUUGUGCCAGAAAUUCUUAGAGAGGUCCAUUCUGCAAGAUCAAAGCUUGGAUGAUCCAGCUGUCCGCGGCAAAUUAGUCGAUAAAUCUUGAACUCACUUUCUGUAGUCUCUGUUAAUUGCUGCCUGAAUUUAAAUCAAAAGAUGAGAAUUUAUAUGUAUAUAUCUAUGCAGUUAAGAGAGCUAGAAAUUGAAUUGCUACAUAUGUUCUAGCCACCCCACAACCUAUAGUUGUUUUGUAUCUAUUCUGUUCUUUUUGUACGGCAAAUGAAUGAUUCUGGUAAUUUCUUGAAGCUUAUCAGUAUUAGUUCUUUAA